AAAACAACAGAGUUAUUUAUAGUGUCGCCCACAUAGCUCUCUCUUCUUCCUCGCGCCGAGUCUGCUCUGAAUUUAAUAGUCUGAAAGACUUAGAGCUGCUUUGUGCCUCUUUGGCAGUGUUUCGAGAAAUGGGGAAGAAGACGAAGAAGCCAGGAAAAGGCAAAGAGAAAACAGAGAAGAAAACAGCGAAAGCUGAUGAAAAGAGAGCUCGCAGAGAGACCAAGAAGCUCUCGCCCGAGGAUGACAUCGAUGCCAUUUUGUUGAAUAUACAAAAAGAAGAAGCCAAGAAGAAGGAAGUCCAUGUUGAGGACAAUGUCCCAGCUCCGUCUCCGCGAUCAAAUUGUACGCUGAACAUAAAUCCCUUGAAAGAGACAGAGUUAAUCCUUUACGGGGGUGAAUUCUACAAUGGUAAUAAGACGUUUGUGUAUGGUGAUCUUUACCGCUGCGAUGUUGAAAAGCAGGAAUGGAAGUUAAUUUCGAGCCCCAAUAGUCCACCUCCUCGUAGUGCACACCAGGCCGUGACGUGGAAGAACUAUCUUUACAUCUUUGGUGGUGAGUUUACUUCCCCAAACCAAGAGAGGUUCCAUCACUACAAGGACUUUUGGAUGUUGGACCUCAAAACGAAUCAAUGGGAACAACUAAAUUUAAAAGGGAGUCCAAGUCCACGCUCAGGUCAUCGAAUGGUAAAUUCAGUUGAAGUUGGGGUUGACCAUAAUAAAGUGUUGUGCAGGUACCAUAAUGAUCUCUAUGUAUUUGACCUUGAUCAGUUCAAGUGGCAAGAAAUAACUCCUAGGCCGGGUUCCAUGUGGCCAAGUGCCCGAAGUGGUUUUCAGUUUUUUGUGUACCAAGAUGAGAUUUUCUUAUAUGGUGGCUAUUCCAAAGAAGUUUCAUCUGAUAAAACUGGCUCUGAGAAAGGAGUUGUUCAUUCAGACUUGUGGUCUCUUGAUCCUAGGACUUGGGAAUGGAACAAGGUAAAAAAAAGCGGGAUGCCUCCUGGACCUCGAGCUGGGUUUUCUAUGUGUGUUCAUAAGAAGCGAGCUUUGUUCUUUGGGGGUGUGGUGGACAUGGAAGUUGGAGGUGAUGUAAUGAUGAGCUUGUUCUUGGACGAACUUUAUGGUUUCCAAUUAGACAACCAUCGCUGGUACCCAUUGGAGCUACGGAAGGGGAAAUCAACAAAAGAUAAGGUAAAAAAGAGUUCUGGACGAAAACGUAACGGUGAUGAUAAGAUAAAUUCAACUGAACCAGAGGGGUCUGUGGCAAAUGACAAAGGUGAUAAUUCAGAGAAUGAUGAAGAAGCAGAUGACUUGGAAAGCAAAAUUGAUGGUAUAUCAAAUCAAAUGGCUACAACCAUGACUGGUGGUAAUGGUGACUUAGCUGUCAAAUCUGAAGGAAAGCCACAGGAAUCUAGUGCUAAUUUGGAUUCACAAAUUUCUGAUAUACCAGAGAUAGUGAAGCCCUGUGGACGUAUCAAUUCUUGCAUGGUUGUUGGAAGAGAUACGUUAUAUGUUUAUGGGGGAAUGAUGGAGGUUAAAGACCAAGAAAUUACACUCGAUGAUUUGUAUUCUCUUAAUCUUAGCAAACUUGACGAGUGGAAGUGCAUCAUACCGGCAUCGGGAUCUGAAUGGGUUGAGGUCUCUGAGGAUGAAGAUGAGGAUGGAGAUGAAGAUGAUGAUAGUGAAGAUGAAUGCAAUGAAGACAGCAACAGUGAUGAGACUGAUGAUGAUAAUGAUGAAGAGGGUGGGAAAGAUGGAUCCCUUCAAAUGGGAGAUGCUGUUGCUUUAAUCAAGGGCGAGGGAAGGGCUCUACGGAGGAAAGAGAAACGGGCCAGAAUAGAGCAGAUCAGAGCCAGUCUUGGCCUUUCAGAUUCACAAAGAACCCCAACGCCUGGUGAAUCUUUGAGAGAAUUCUACAAACGUACAAAUAUGUACUGGCAAAUGGCAGCGCAUGAACAUACUCAACACACUGGAAAGGAGCUCCGUAAGGAUGGUUUUGAUCUUGCUGAAGCUCGAUACAGAGAACUUAAACCAAUUCUUGAUGAGUUGGCCAUAUUAGAGGCAGAGCAGAAGGCUGAAGAGGCAGAAGCUUCAGCUGAAACUAGCACGAAAAAGAGAGGCAAGAAGAAACGAUAACUGGUUCACAGUGACGGAACCAGCCGAAAAAUUGGGGUGGCUUCUACCUAGAGGUUUCUCAAGGGGAUGUUGAUUUUUGGGGUGGGCUGCAGCACAGGCCAGCCGCCCCUUGGUUCCCAACCUGGCGGUUCAACAUAUGAAUGUGCGCAUACGCAUAUUGCUGCUGCCAUAUUGAGUAUGUUUUAAGAUAAUUGUAGAAUAUGAUUUCUACGAAAAUUAUGACAAUGACCUGUUUGUGACAAAUUUUUUGCAAGUUCGUGGUUUCCCUUAUUAGUUCAUUUUGCUUUU
Molecule: messenger RNA, 2417 nt
Organism: Prunus persica (peach)
Lineage: Eukaryota; Viridiplantae; Streptophyta; Magnoliopsida; Rosales; Rosaceae
Product: kelch domain-containing protein 4
Exons: 19
Coding region: 129-2129 (666 amino acids)
Molecular function (GO): protein binding
Source: RefSeq, a predicted model, not a curated record